Molecule: messenger RNA, 1028 nt
Organism: Linum trigynum
Lineage: Eukaryota; Viridiplantae; Streptophyta; Magnoliopsida; Malpighiales; Linaceae
Source: the annotation of a GenBank genome assembly
UAAAACCCCUUAUGAGCUAUGGACAUGCAAAAAUCCUAGCAUUAGGCACUUGCACAUUUGAGGUUGUCCAGCUGAGGCAAGGCCUUAUAAGCCGCAUGAAGGAAAGUUGGACUCAAAAACUGUAAGUUGCUAAUUUGUUGGUUAUCCUCAGUACCCUCGAGGCUACAAAUUUUACAAUCCCACCUCACGAUCAUUCUUUGAAACAGAAAAUGCAAGAUUCCUUGAGGAUAUUGAGUUUUGGGGGGAAGGAAACAUAAGAAAUGUUGUCUUUGAGGAAGUACAAGUCAAUGAUAGUGAUCACGUUAUCAUACCUAUCACUAGUCCUGACAUAGUUAUGGAACAAGGCAACAAUGAAAUUCCUCCUCCUAUACCACCUGUGGAACAAAAUCAACAUCCUCAAGAAGUGCCACUUAGGAGAUCCACUAGGGAAAGAAGAAGUGUGAUUCCGGAUGAUUAUGUCAUCUUUCUUCAAGAACAUGAGGAUGACAUAGGCUUGAUGGAGGAUGAUCCUAUCAACCUCGCUCAAGCCAUGCGUAGUUCUAACUCUGAAAAGUGGAAUGAUGUCAUGAAAGAAGAGAUGAAGUCUAUGUAGGCCAAUGGCGUUUGGGAUAUCGUUGAAUUGCUUGAAGGAGUAGUUCCUAUUGGUAAUAAAUGAAUAUUUAAAACCAAAAGGGACUCUAAGGGCAAUAUUGAGUUAUUUUUUACCAGUCAACACUAUAUGGUAGGGGUGGAAGUUUGGGUUGCGGGUUGUGGAUAAUCCACAAACCGCACCAACCCGUACCUAUUGUGGGUAACCAUACCCACAAGUUCUGGGUAGUGGGUUGGGUGUGGCUAGUAAAAUAACGAUUUUUGUGGUUAGUGGUUAACCCACAAAAUCCACAAUAACCACACUAAUUAUAUUUAUUUAGUGAAUUAACUUUAUAAUAUAAUAGUAUGUGAAAAGUGUGAGGAUAAAAAUUAAAGUAGCCACCAAAUAAAAAAGACACACCUUUCGAUAAAGUGGAGAAUAAUCAAUUUAUUAAAAGUAA